Molecule: messenger RNA, 1055 nt
Organism: Lolium rigidum
Lineage: Eukaryota; Viridiplantae; Streptophyta; Magnoliopsida; Poales; Poaceae
Exons: 4
Coding region: 6-1001 (331 amino acids)
Source: RefSeq, a predicted model, not a curated record
CCGGGAUGAUGACGGAAUCGAGGGGGCAAGGGUCCAAUCUACUCUUGGGAGGAGCUGUCGGCGAAGUUGCUCCGGAGAGCACUACCAGGUCACCUCCGCGGCUGCCGUCCGACCCAGGGUCGCCAGCGGCUUCGUCACCGCGUCGGAGCAUGGAGGAAAUGUCUGAAUCGGACUCUGGGUCGGCAAGGGGGACGAAGAGGAAGAGGGUCACCGAGCCUAGGGAUGGGGAUUCGGCGGGCUCUGGUUCCGACUCCUCUGGCUCUCCGUUCCGCAGGCCCAAGGCUCCCCUGAUGCCCAUCUGCACGGAGGAGGAUGGCACCGUGCUCUACGGCUUCACCGACGACCAAGACGUCAUGGACAGAUACCAUGAUGAUAUGCAGAAAUACAUCAAGAAAAGGGAUCGUCACAAGCGGAUGUUAACACUUGCACCGUCCAGUGUCACCGAGCGCCGCACCGCCAAGGAGACAGAGUCUGUUCUAAAGUGUGCUGAAUCGGUUCUAAGCCUUUCAGCCUACCUGGAUGGCAAGAUGAUAAACCAGUGCACAGGAAUUGUCGUUGAGGUAGAUGCAUUUAGGAACUCCGCUAUCAUUCUCACCUCAGCAUGGCUUUUCUGCACCAAGAAACCUUUGGAUGAUUGGACAAAAAAGGAGUACCCUACUGAGGCAAAGGUUAAUGUUCAUAUGUUGGAUGACUCAACUUUAGAAUGUCGUUUGAUGUUCUUCAGCAAGCACUAUGAAAUAGCCUUCUUUGAGAUUAGUGGGGAUAUUUCAUUGAAGACUUUGUCAUUGGAACGUAAUGUGGAGUUAGGCCAGGAUGUAUUUCUAUUGGCUAGAGAUACAAAUUUGAAUCUGAUUUGUAAGCGAGACAAGGUGCAACUUGUAGAUCCUUGUGAACAUCAGCAAAAUCACUAUCAAUUCCUCAACGGUCCAAUUCCUCAGGUUAUAGUCAUCUUUUCUCCUCUCCCUCUCCGGCCUCACCUCUUCUCCCUCUGCUACUGCUAGCGAGCGCAAUGGCGGGCGAACCGGAGGAUCUCGAUCUUCGCCACCGCAUCCUUG